UUAAGUGUUUUUUUAUCCUAUCUCACAGGAACUAGAAAAUAGGUUCAAGCAUGGCGCUUAAAAACUCUAUCAAGUCUAUUGUUCGACUUCCCAUCAAUAUUACAAUUGACAAGGAAGAUUUAGAAUCUGAUGAAGAAGUUCCGGUUUCUAAAACUAAAAUCAUCAAACCGAAGAGAUAUGGGAAAAAACAGAGUGUUGUGCUUGCGAGCCAAAUAGAAACUGGUAUGAAAGAUAUUGGAGUUUAUAUUGAUGUCAACCCUCACAAGGAAAAGAAAUUGAGUGUAGAAACCGUAGCCUCCAACAGCAACAAUGCAACCUGCAGCUCAUCAUCACUUAUUAAUACAGACACAUUAAUGGAAAAAUCUGUGUUAACCCCUGGGUUUGAAAAAUUGGAUAAUGUUCCCAAGUAUAGUGCAAGCAAACGACAGUUGAAAAUGGAAAGGAGAAAGGAGGCUGAUAAAACCAAAGGUGGAAAGUGGUUUAAUCUUCCUGCAACUGAAAUGACUGAAGAAAAACUUCGAGAUCUUGAAAUAAUCCAAAUGAGGUCCAUCUUGAAUCCAAAACAGUUUUACAAGAAGAAUGACCUGAAAGUUGUUCCAAAAUAUUUCCAGGUUGGAACUGUAGUUGACAGUCACGCAGACUUUUAUCAUGACAGAGUACCUAAAAAGGACCGCAAGAAGAAUCUUGUCGAUGAGUUGAUGGCGAACGCAGACUUCCAGAGAUAUAACAAACGUAAGUAUGCUGAAAUUAUCCAAACUAAACCAGGCACUCGCAUUGCUUCAAAAACGAAAAAGAGGAAGUAAUGCAUUAAUGUUUUGAAAUGACAUGAAUAAACAGUUAACUUUUUCAAAAAA
Daphnia pulicaria is the source of this 854-nucleotide messenger RNA. RefSeq names its product deoxynucleotidyltransferase terminal-interacting protein 2-like. Gene Ontology annotation, molecular function: RNA binding. The record is from RefSeq and is a predicted model, not a curated record. Gene Ontology annotation, biological process: RNA processing. Gene Ontology annotation, cellular component: nucleolus. The coding region runs from base 51 to 803 and encodes 250 amino acids. NCBI's taxonomy places the organism in Eukaryota, Metazoa, Arthropoda, Branchiopoda, Diplostraca, Daphniidae. The transcript is spliced from 4 exons.